This is a messenger RNA of Cladocopium goreaui, 4380 nucleotides long. The record is from the annotation of a GenBank genome assembly. Lineage: Eukaryota; Dinophyceae; Suessiales; Symbiodiniaceae.
AUUGCCGCACCCAAUCACCCAAAAACCACCAUGGCCAGCGUGGAAGACGCGCCGGCGCCCCCGCACCGACGCAUUCACCGCUCUCUGUCGGAUAGGUUGGACAAAUAUUGCUUCGCCAGCAGCUUCGCUGCCGGUCUGGAAUCUGAUGAGGAAAGCCUUGAUGACUCCUACGUCCCAGAAUACGCAGUGCUCCUGCAACAACAGAGGAUGGAUUCAGAGAAAUCCGAUGGGACCACGACGAGCUCUCCAGUGGUUCUUGGGGAGGCUUCGUCAUUCUGGGUAUCUGUGGCAAAUGUCACCAAGUCCUUGGUGGGCAUCGGUAUGCUGACCUUGCCCCGCGCCGUGGCGGAAGCCGCUUCUCCGGCUCUUGCCAUUCUGGGCCUGUUGCUCUGUGGAGCACUGUGCGCGGUGUCUUUCUUCUUCCUUGGCUACUGUGCUCACUUAACCAAUUCCGAGACUCUGCCGCGACUCUGGGAGCAAACCAUCGGACCUCAGAGCACCUUCUUCGUGGAGAUGGUGGUGCUGGUGGACACGGGCCUAAGUUGUGUGGCCUUCGCUUUGCUCAUUGGUGAUUACAUGGCCAAGAGUGUCGGCGGCCUCUGUCCGCAUCUUCCGCCGGAAGUCACGUCGCGACGCAGCCUGGUGGCCGUGGUGACGUUGUUGGCGUUGAUGCUUGGCGUGGGGCUUCAGUGGUGCCGGGUGGCAGCCAUUGAAAAUCGCCCCAUUGGCUGGAUUUGUCGGGACGAAGAUGGUUUGUUCAAGCAUCCAAAGUGGAGGAUAGAUUUAGCGUUGUUCAUGGCCUUAGCCGCUGCCGAUGUGAGCGAUGCGCCGCCGAUACUGCAAGGCUAUUUGGGCCGUUUGCGGAAGUCAGCUGCGGGCCUCAAGCCAGCUUCAUGGGAGCACUCCUGGAAGCGCAAGUGCGUGUUCAAGUUUGGACAAGGUCAUGCCUCUUGGCUAGUUUGCUUGGACUCACCUUUCCAAGUCGGCUGCUGGGUUUGCCAUUCAGCUGGCGUCAAAACAGCUUUUGGGAGAUUGGCCGUGACGAAGGUUCAAGCUCUUAAAUCUGUCAACUUGCAGAACCACGAGAAGCAGAAGGUCCAUGUGCAAGCUUUGGAAAAGCUUCAGUCCCCUGGCCAAAGCCAACCUGACCAGGAAGAUCUAGUGGAUGGCCACGUUAGUGGUUUACCUCUGUCAGUGCCAAGACUUGACAAAUGGAUAGCUGCAGUGAAUGCCCUGGUGGACAGAGCUUCUUACAGUGGGGUGCAGGGCCGCGUGGAGGCUGGCAGUGUCGGAAGCGCUUUGCUCGCUGGAGGCGACAGCAGCAGCAAGGUGGUCAGGCAGAUGUAUGCAUGUCUGGGGUCAAGAUUAGCGGCCUUGGACCUGGCUCGCAUCAAAAGAGCGGUUAGUGGAAGCCUUGCAAUCGACAAGGGGCAUGGGCACGUCGUAGUGUAUGGCAGGAUGCUGUGUACUGACGGCAUCUACGACUGGUUUCUGGGGCUUGGGGACCAUGUGCCGGAUAGCGACGAGCCUGACGCCAGCAGAUCAGUCCUCAAAAGCUUGGAAGACGUCUUGAAGAGAGCCUGCACAGUGCAUGUCGAAACAAGGAGAUUGCAGAAUGUCCACAGCAGCGAUGCAGACCACUUGGACAAUGAAGCUUUCAGCAACUUGAGACGCUGCUGUGUUUCGCUGGUGGCUGAUGGUGGCCCGACAGAGCAAAGGGCUUUGUAUGAGGCAUCUCCGCUGGCUUCUGGGUUGGGCGGCGCUUCAGCUGAUGAGUGCCUUUUCCCGAACUGCAUGCUCAUCACCCGGGAUCGAGCGCAUCGUUUUCGCUCUGUGGACAAACAGUUUUGGUCCAGUUUGCCAUCCAUUUUCAAGGACUUCUUGGCAAAGCUGGUGACUGGUCGGGAGGCUUUGGAAUGCUUUGGACCUGGUGCCACAUCGCGGGCUCAGGCUUUCGCAGCGAAGCAAAGGAAGGAUGUUGAGAGUGCUGUGGGCUUCAGUCGCAUUUUGAAGAGCUUUGCCUAUGCCGAGCACAGGUUUGAUUCGCGAAAGCGGCCGCUUUUCCGACUGUUCAGGUUGUUGCCGUUGGUCAUCGACUUGCUCGAGGAGGUCAGUGCCGCCGUGGGUCCCUUCGAUGAGGAAGACCGUGCUUGGGCCGCUGCGUUGCUCCAGGAGUUUGGUGGGGACGAGGGCUAUUGCCGUGUUGUGGGCUCCGCGGUGGCUGCUGAUGCACUAGUCAUGGCAUGGCCUUUGAUCAAAGUUGCCGACCAAGCUUGCGCAGACUUUGCGCUCGAAGCUCCAGCUGCUGCGCAGUGCCUUGCAACGCUGAAGCUGAUGCUUUGCCAUGGGGGGAUCUUUUUACCGGAUGCUUCAGAGACACUGACGCAUUGCGCUUUGCAUGCAGUGAAAGAACGACAAGUGUUCAUGGGCCGAGGGAAACCAGAGAAGCUUCGAACUGCGGUGGUUCGGUGGCCAGCCCCUGACACGCCUGAAAGACGGGAGCCAAUGACAAUUGCGAAGAGGUUCUACAACAUUUUUGAGACCUUCUUCAACACAAACUUUCCGGGGUACGAGGAGUUUAUUGCAGUUUUUGCAUACUGUGAGGCCAAUGCUUUCGGGGCUUUCAAUUUGUCUGCGCAGAUCGCGCUUCCCAACCGAGAGCGCUGGGUCAAAUUUCUGUGUGAGCGAUUUGGCAUUGACGGGUCCGAAGCUUGGAAAAGUUGGCUCGGCAACGGUGAGACCACCGGUGUUUUUGUACGAGCGCAAUGGCAUUUUUCCAUGCAUGGGGUGAAGGAAUUGCACCGGACCAAAUCUGCAUGCCACGCACCAGAGUCUCCUCACCAAGAAGCAUGGCUGGCGACGUGGUUCGAGAUUCGCCGGGUCAGCUCCCAUUCUGCUGUCUGCCGCUUGGUGGAGAUUUACUUGAGUGCAUUGAGUGGAACUGGCACCGUGGAGCGGUUCAUACAUCUCAAAGGCGACCUAGCCCACAGUCGCCCGAAUCUUUCCACCAGGAAUUUGGAAAUCAGCUUGAAGCUUUUGGUGCAAGAUGAUGGGGGUCGCCGCCGGUCCCGUUUGGAUGCAGAAUCUUUGUUGUGCAAGCCAACCUCCGCAAAGACCGCUGGUGGAGCCACAGCUGUGCACCCUGCCAGUCAAGUGCUUUUGAGAGCUCAGAGGCUGUAUGCAGCCUACUUUGGCGAGAAGCCGGGCAAGGCCAGAGACAUGGAAGCCCAUUCCCCUACCUCGCUGUCUCGACAAAGGCUACUUGCACAAAAGCCGAGGCUUACAAUAUGCAAGGACAAGAGUGACAAGUCCGAGAAAGCGACCUUGGAGAAACAUGCUGCUUCUUGCGCAGCAGCGGCUAGCAAAGUCCGGGAAGGUGGCGUGAUGGAGGGUGUGCUCGGUGACAUCCCUUCGUCAGAUGGCGGGGCAUCCGAGUCGGGCAUCUUGAAUUCAAUGGCUCAAGCUGCUUGGCACAUGAGGAAGGAACGGAAGGCCUUCGUUCAAGAAGCUUCUGAAAGAGUCAGUGCGCCAUCUUCUAGCUCAAAGGCAAGGACGGACGCAACAGCAAAGAAACGAGCCUUGGAGGCGUCGACGGGAACUCCACAACCAGUUUCCAAAGUGCCAAGAGUUGCUGGAGAACAAGCUGUUUUGAGCGAGGAAGAUUGGGCUGCAGCUGACAAAGCUGUGGCAAACCAGAAGGCCAUUGCGGAUAAGAAGGCUUCAGUUUUUCGAGCUGCUGCAGCAGGGCAACCUGUGGAUUACGUGGAUGCGAAAGGUGGCCUGAUGCGGCCGAAAGGCGCCCCUCCAGUAGCAGCAGCCAAAAUGCCUUCGUUGCCACCUGAGCCUUACCUGUUCUUGGAAGGGGUCAGGAAGAGCGAAGCGAAACAAUGCACCCACUUGCCUGAAAAAUGGAUCCGCACCAAGGAGAUCAGGGAGGUGCACUUGGUCUUGGUGAAAUCGGUGCCACUCAGCUGGCGAGGGCCAGCGGCUUUGCUGGCGCGAAUGGUGGGCGCCAGGCUUAUGGACCUUGAAGGCAGGAUGACAGCAUUCAGAGGUGUUCUGCGCCAUUGCCACAUGGUACUUUUUGUCACCUCCGGAUUUGAAAGCAAGCAUCCAGAUCACGCCAAAGUUCUCCGUCAACUGGGCCUAUUGAGUCCUUUCAUGACUGUGAAGCAGAAUCAGCAGCGCCGGCGCUUGGAAGUUCAUCGCGGCGAUGUGAUUACCAGGGUGGAGUGGCCCACACUUACACAUGUCUUGGUGGCAGAAGCCGAUGCAAAACCCCUCCGAUGUCAGGAUCUGGAUGGAAAGGAUGUCAAAGUCAAAUGUUUGGAUUUGACAGAAUUUUUGCACUUGUGUUCCAACUGCUAUGAGCCGGCCUAG